Meyerozyma guilliermondii ATCC 6260 is the source of this 1290-nucleotide messenger RNA. RefSeq names its product mannose-6-phosphate isomerase (gene PMI1). Gene Ontology annotation, cellular component: cytosol. The record is from RefSeq and is a predicted model, not a curated record. Gene Ontology annotation, biological process: GDP-mannose biosynthetic process; carbohydrate metabolic process. The transcript has a single exon. Gene Ontology annotation, molecular function: mannose-6-phosphate isomerase activity; zinc ion binding. Lineage: Eukaryota; Fungi; Ascomycota; Pichiomycetes; Serinales; Debaryomycetaceae. Bases 1 to 1290 code for a protein of 429 amino acids.
AUGUCAGUUUUCAGAAUAAACUGUGGAUAUCAGAACUACGAUUGGGGCAAAGUCGGCUCCAGCUCUGCUGUGGCUCAAUUUGCAAGCACCUCAGACCCUUCUAUCACCAUUGACGAGAAAAAGCCAUAUGCUGAAUUGUGGAUGGGUACCCAUCCAUCGGUUCCUUCAACCGUUGUGUCUGGCGGCAAGUCCGGCCAGACUUUGCGGGACUUGGUUACCGAAGAUCCUUCGAAGCACCUUCAUGCCUCAAUUGUAAAGAAAUUUGGUGCUCAACUUCCAUUUUUGUUCAAGGUGUUGUCAAUCGAAAAGGUAUUAUCGAUUCAAGCUCAUCCUGAUAAGCAGUUGGCCAAACAGCUUCACACCAACGACCCCAAGAACUACCCUGACGACAACCACAAGCCGGAAAUGGCCAUUGCCGUGACUCUGUUCGAAGGUUUCUGUGGUUUCAAGCCACUUUCCGAGCUCGCCAAGACAUUGAAAACCGUGCCUGAAUUGACUUCUGUGAUUGGCGAUUUGUUGGUUGAGGAAUUUUGCAAUGGUAUUACCCCAGAUGCAACCGCUGGAUCUCAAGAGGACGUAGAGAACCGUAAGCUUCUUCAAAAAGUGUUUGGCAAAUUGAUGAACACUGACGAUGCCACCAUCAAUGCUCGCGCUGCCGAAUUGGUCGAACGCACCAAGUCCCAGCCUGAGGUGUUCACUGCGAUUUCUCCAAAGUUGCCAGAAUUGAUACAGCGCCUCAAUAAGCAGUUUCCCAACGAUAUCGGUCUCUUUUGCGGAUGCCUUUUGUUGAACCAUGUUAUUCUUGCACCAGGUGAAGCCAUGUUCUUGCAAGCAAAGGACCCCCACGCAUACAUCAACGGAGAUAUAAUCGAAUGUAUGGCUGCUUCGGACAACGUGGUACGUGCUGGAUUUACCCCCAAAUUCAAAGACGUGAAAAAUUUGGUGGAUAUGUUGACCUACUCGUACGACUCGGUCGAGAAACAGAAAAUGCCAUUACUUCCAUUUGCCAAGUCUUCCGGUGAUGCUAAGUCAGUGCUCUACGACCCACCAAUUGAAGAGUUUGCCGUGUUACAAACCUUGUUCACUGAAGCUAACCAGUUGCAACACUUUGAUAAGUUUAACGGCCCAUCGAUUCUCAUUGCAACCAAGGGCCUGGGUUCGAUUGUGGUGCAAGGUUCCAAGCAAGAAGUCAAAAAGGGUUACGUUUACUUUAUCGGCCCAGGGGCUGAAGUUGAUCUUCACUCUUCCGAGCCCGAGUUCACCACUUACAGAGCAUUUGUAGAGGUAUAA